AUGUCUACUAUUGAAUCUGAAAAUACUCAAACCCUUUCUGAAAGUGAUUGCAUUGUUGAACCUAAUAACCAAGUACUUGUUAGUGAUACAGAUCAAAAUAUUAGUCAGUUGAAAAAGAAAUCCAAAAAAAAACUUGCUCCUGUUUAUGAAUAUCUCGAUGUAUUUGAAGAUGGAACUCGUGUUUGCAAAAUUUGUGAUAAAAGUAAAUGCAUUG
Messenger RNA from Scutellospora calospora, 214 nucleotides. NCBI's taxonomy places the organism in Eukaryota, Fungi, Glomeromycota, Glomeromycetes, Diversisporales, Gigasporaceae. The record is from the annotation of a GenBank genome assembly.